This is a messenger RNA of Nezara viridula (southern green stink bug), 1562 nucleotides long. The record is from the annotation of a GenBank genome assembly. NCBI's taxonomy places the organism in Eukaryota, Metazoa, Arthropoda, Insecta, Hemiptera, Pentatomidae.
AUUCAGGAUGAGAUCUUUCCAAACAUUUUUUUAGAAUUGGGAGUGGGCUCUUUGGUUUAAAGGAUUUCAUCCUGUCGGAGGGAGGGGGGAGGUUGCCUGGUUAAUUCCUUAUUAAACGUCAUAUUCCUUCUAUAUUUACGUUAUUCUAAUUUCUGUAAUUAUCUCUCGUCCUUACUUCUGGUCCAGUGAAAAUCUCGUAAAGUCCAAUUGAGGGAGGGUAAAAAGGAAAAAAAAAAAGAAGAAAUGUAUCAUAUCUUAUCUAGUUUGUAGAAAAUAAGGGACAUAAAACAAAAAAAAAAAAUAGGUAUUAAAAACGUACAAUAUCAAAAACAUUUAUUUGUGUGAGACAAAUUAGGGAACAGUCUCAAAAAAUCACGCUGAAAAAAAAAUAUCUGCCAGUUGUACAUUUAGCGAAUCGUUUUAUAGUUAUUAGGUAAUCGAACAUAAACGCUAAUAAAUGCGCCAUGAUGUCCUCAAGGUUACAAACAAAGUUUGGUUUAUAUAAACGGAGGCUGAGGCAGAACUCAUCACUUACCGAACCGAUUUCAACAAUGAAGGUAUUCCAGGUCACUCUCCUCAUCGUCGGGUUGGUCGGGUUGGCUGCCUCUUCUACACCGAGGAGCACCGUCUACGACCUGGAGGACAGGCUCCGUGAAGACAUAGACGCCUUCAGGGCUCGCUCCAAACUGUUUAUCAAAACUGUAUUUGUUCACCUUCAGGUGGAUGUCCCUGCUUUCUUGGAAAGCCCAUUUAUCGCUGCGGACACACUCAUCAUCCACGUCACCACUGAUGCCCAAGAAUUUAUCGAUUCAGCAUACUCCAAUCUCGGUACAAUGAAAUACCACAUCCAGCUAGCCAUAAAUGAAUUGACACCAGCUGACCUCGUAUUGAAGGGAGUUUUGGACGUCCUCACACAAGAACUAGAUGAGGCCGGUAGGGAAGCCGUUUUGAAAAAAGACCAACUUCUGCAGCUGAUCUCUUCGCAUGCUUUUGCAGACGCCAAGGAAGUUAUAGCUCUAGGGCCAGCUGCUGCCAGUGACAUCGUUAUGGCCCACGUCAACGAUGACUUCAAUUUGUUUGUCAGGGACUUAAAGGACUUUAUUCGCAAAAUCCAGACAGUUGUCAAAGAAACUAAUGCAAAACUCGAAAAAUUGGUUUCUGGAUAAGGCGUUUCGAAGUUGCUGUAUCGAGUGUAAAACAACAUGAGGAAUGCAAAUACAACUGAUAUAUAUUUGACAAUAUUUUUUUCUGUUUUUUUACCCUCGUUACCUUCUCCAAAUAAAGAAUCUUGUCAAUUUACAACCACAUUUUGCAGAGCUUUUAUUUUAAAAACUUAUUUUCCUAAAAUGUUUUACAGAAACUGUUAAAAUGGAAUAAAAGUUUCAACUUCUGAUAUUUUGUUAUAUAUACCCUGAAUGGAGGAGCUUAAGGAAAUAGAUAUAAUACUUCUAAAGGUAAUAUAUUCGUAGUGUAUUUAUUUGGUACAGCUAAUAUACUAAAACUCAUGUAAAUUAGAAACGAGUAAGUUCUAAAUUAAUUUUCAUUGGAUAUUUCUAUUUAUC